This is a messenger RNA of Macrobrachium nipponense, 2519 nucleotides long. RefSeq names its product cytokine receptor-like. The record is from RefSeq and is a predicted model, not a curated record. The transcript has 15 exons. Gene Ontology annotation, cellular component: external side of plasma membrane; signaling receptor complex. Gene Ontology annotation, biological process: cytokine-mediated signaling pathway. Gene Ontology annotation, molecular function: cytokine receptor activity; cytokine binding. Lineage: Eukaryota; Metazoa; Arthropoda; Malacostraca; Decapoda; Palaemonidae. Bases 267 to 2519 code for a protein of 750 amino acids.
GCAACCCUGGAACUUUCAGGGCCAUGGUGUUUUGUAUCGAGUGUUACACUUCCGGGUAAAAAGUGGUGGAAGUAUUAUGAAGGUUUCCCUUCAUAAAACCCUUAGUUUUUGACAUUUCAUUAUAUCAAAUAAGAAUAACAUGCGUGAUUACUGGGUAGAAGAUUAAUUUUGAAGUGACUCCAACAGAUAACUUGAGGAAAACAGCCGCUGUCUACGAACACGACCAGACACACAGAUCUUGAUAGCUUUAAGUAAUAAGAUCAACGAUGAACGCUUGGAAAUGGCUAAUGAUUGCUAGACUAUUGGGAUAUUUAGUGAUGAUGUUUUCAACUAGCCAAUGUACAGCAGGAAAAGAUGAUUAUGUUCUACCCAGAAACUCCUCGCAAGCCAAUCUUUACAAGGUCGUUGGUGGAUCAUCAUCAUAUCACGGUAGCACCAGAAGCCAGAACCUGAAAUUCUCUGAAUAUCUGACUUUCAGGACAUCAGAGGAUCAUCUGAAAAAAUGCAAAAGUAACAAGGCUUCACCUUGCAUUGUGGAUGCCAACAGUUCCUCGAACUGUUCUUGUACUGUAGACCUGAGUUUGACCCAAGUUUGUAAAACUUCUCAACCUCUGAAAAUAACUUUAAACCCAGAUUCAAAACUGGAAACUUCACAGAAUCACCUGAUUCCCUACAAGGUUAUAGAAGGAGCAAAGGUUGAACUCUACCUGAGGGAGGUUGUGCCGAACGCUUACAAAAUAUUUUGUAGCACUUCAUCCAGUUCCUGGGCUUCAGUGCCUCUUUCAACGGUGCUCGUAGGACAUUCUCCGUUGGAUGUAGCGAACUUCAGCUGCAUUUCAUACAACUGGGAGGAGCUUAUUUGCAGGUGGGACGUCCCAUUCAACCCUGCUCAGACUGGCAAUCGUUAUAGGCCCGUUCUUUUCAGUGGGGGAAGGUAUCUAACGAAUUGUGGAAAUGGGCGUUCCUGUCAAUACAGUAACUUAUCUGGGACUCAGUGCUGUUACUGGAAUAAAACAGAUGGUUACCAGCCUGGAAACAGAAACCUGUCUUUGAUAUUCUACAUCAAGGAUGUAUUCAGUUCCAUUGAUUUCGAGUUCCACCAUUCAAUUGAUGAUCUGGCAGUGGUGUUGCCAGAUUCAGCAGAAGAAUUGAAACUGACAGUGACGGCCAACACGACUUUGACCAUCAGCUGGAGAAUUCCAUCAUCCUUAACAGGAUUUCCUGCAGGUCUUCUCUGCCGGAUUGAUUAUCGGAUCAUUGACGCAAGAUGCAAUUACAGUGUGCACUGCAGCUGGCGUUUGGGUUCUGAAGAACGCUGCUCUUGUGAAAACUGCAGAAAGGAACUGCAAGUGGAAUUCCCUGGUUUAAAGUACGAGUUCCGCGUGAGGCUCCGGUCUGCUGCUGCCGCCAAGGGCACUCUGGAUGGUGAUGGCAGUUGGUCAAAUGCCGCUGACAGUAGCAUAGAAAUCCCUCCACAGCGGCCCUGGGCUGCUCCAGCUAUAAUUGCAGGGUCAUUCCAAGUAAAAGAGAAUCCCUAUGACCCUGAACUUCGUUGGGUCACUCUCUCAUGGCAACCUCUACAUUUUACUCAGUUUAAUGGACGUCAUUUCCGGUACGCCAUCAAGGUUUCUGGAAUAGGAAGCGUCGGCAGUGAGAUGAAAGUUCUGACAGAAGACACUUUCGUUACUUUUCCCAACAUGUCGCGAAACAUGAAAUAUAGAAUUGAAAUCAAGAGCGUCAACAGUGCUGGAGAAAGUGACAAGUCGGUGCUCUACAUUCCUGAGUCGACAAACAUUCCCCGUCCACCCAUCCUACCGGCAGCUGUUUAUUAUGAGGAAUUGGGCCAAUAUGAAUUGCGGUGGCGAGGAGAUAAUGGGUCAACAUACAAACUCUUCCUCUGCUUUGAUUUCGAUGUGGAUAAGGAAGCUUGCCGGGAACAGAUAUACUGGAUGAGUGCUGGUGAGGUCAAUGCAGUUAAUGUUACUUUGGAAGACUUUAAUGUGACAGAACUUGCAAAAGUUGGUGUCCCUCACUUUGGCAUUUCUUCUCAAAACAAAAAAGGGUCUUUCAGUGGAAUGAAGUGGGCUUGCUGUAGAGGCCCUCAGACCUACAAGAAUGAGCCGCCAGACCAGCCCACCAUCGUCACAGUCACCAAUGUAAAGGACGGAACUGUUCUGAUCAGAUGGACCACUCCAUGUGAGAGCUGGGGAUCUUCAAUGAAAGAGGUAGUUGUAGAGUACUGCAAAGGGCAGCACGAGAAGGUCAGCAGCUGCGAAACAACUAGUGUCAGAGGAUUGAUUGCUACGUCAGCCAGUGACUGCCUCAACGACGUCAUUCUAUCUGGGCUGUCACCGGCCACCAAAUAUACUGUCUGGAUUUUCUUGGGUUCUUCCCAAAAGCUUUCUUCCCAGAGGUCACGUCGUCGCGUCUUUACAACGCAGAUGACAAAGGAAAGGAUGAUUGACGUAAGUAUAAAGAAAGCUAUGCCGGUUAUUUUAAGCUGUCAGAUAUUAUGCUGA